Messenger RNA from Camelina sativa (false flax), 1163 nucleotides. Its product is annotated as putative methylesterase 19. Gene Ontology annotation, biological process: jasmonic acid metabolic process; salicylic acid metabolic process. Lineage: Eukaryota; Viridiplantae; Streptophyta; Magnoliopsida; Brassicales; Brassicaceae. Gene Ontology annotation, molecular function: methyl indole-3-acetate esterase activity; methyl salicylate esterase activity; methyl jasmonate esterase activity. The record is from RefSeq and is a predicted model, not a curated record.
AAUAUCAUUCCAAGAUUCACUUGUAUAUUUUAAUUUGUAUUUAGCUCGAAAGAUAUGUAAAUACAAAUUUCAGCUCUUUGAUCACGUAUGAGUUUGCACACGACAAGCCACCAGAAGCAUAUGGUGAAACCGUACAGCGGUACAGACUAUACAUAUAAGAGUUGAAGCAAGAUGAUGAAACUAAGAGAAGGCAAUGGAGACAAAGCGGUUUGUGCUUGUGCAUGCGGUCUGCCACGGCGCGUGGAGUUGGUACAAGGUGAAAACACAGCUAGAGGCUGAAGGUCACUGUGUGACCGCGGUGGAUCUGGCUGCAUCCGGUAGAAACAUGACCAGGUUGGAAGAGAUUCAGACAUUGAUGGAUUACUCCAAACCGUUGCUUGAGUUUAUGAGCUCGCUUGGCUCGGAUGACGAAAAGGUGAUUCUUGUUGCUCAUAGUAUGGGAGGAAUACCCGCUGCACUUGCGGCUGAAAUUUUCCCUUGUAAGAUUGCUGCUAUGGUCUUCGUAACAGCUUUCAUGCCUGACACAAGAAACCCACCUGCUUAUGUUUUCGAAAAGCUAAUAAGAAGCACUCCACGAGAGGAAUGGUUGGACACCGUGUUUGGGAGAUACGGGAAUCCAGAUUGUCCUCUAGAGUCUAUUCUUUUGGGACCAACGUUCAUGGCUAAGAAAGUGUAUCAACUGUCUCCGGUAGAAGAUCUUGUAUUGGCGAAAUUGUUGGUAAGGGUGAACCCGUUGGUUACAACCAAUCUAGCAGGGACAAAAAGCUUUACUGAGGAAGGGUAUGGAUCGGUUACACGUACGUAUAUCAUAUGUGGAGAGGAUAAUAUAGUACCUGAGGAAUACCAACGUUGGAUGAUCAGUAACUUUCCGGUAAAAGAAGUAAUGGAGAUCAAAGAUGCAGAUCAUAUGGCAAUGUUCUCCAAGCCUAAGGAACUAUGUGCUCUUCUCUUGGAGGUUGCAAAUAAAUAACCAACUAUAGCUUCCACCACAACCAUAAACCAUAUAUGAGAAUAAAGAUUCAUAAGUGAGAACUGUAUUAAAUUGGGAAGCCGUAUGCAAGAAUGGUAAUGAAUAAGAUACGUGUAAAAAAAAAACUAUACGUAUCAGAAUUUAUUGCUUUUUAUGGUUGAAAACUUGAAAUAUAUAAGUAGAUAAAACUAAA